Camelus dromedarius (Arabian camel) is the source of this 1863-nucleotide messenger RNA. RefSeq names its product lectin, mannose binding 1 like (gene LMAN1L). Bases 219 to 1409 code for a protein of 396 amino acids. The record is from RefSeq and is a predicted model, not a curated record. Gene Ontology annotation, molecular function: D-mannose binding. Gene Ontology annotation, cellular component: endoplasmic reticulum membrane; Golgi membrane; endoplasmic reticulum-Golgi intermediate compartment. Gene Ontology annotation, biological process: endoplasmic reticulum to Golgi vesicle-mediated transport. Lineage: Eukaryota; Metazoa; Chordata; Mammalia; Artiodactyla; Camelidae. The transcript is spliced from 12 exons.
GCAAAGGCCCGACCAGCCGUUCUGGGCUCCGGUUCCCACUUCUUCGGCCGGCCUGCUAUUUAAUGGCUGUGAUGACACCUCCUUUCUCCUCUCGGAGCCCAGCCCAGGCUAGUGAGAGAGAAUGAUGAGGGAGCAGGGGCUGGUGGGACCCAGGCCUUGAGCUGCCCAGGUCCACAGAUGCCAUCCCGGGCCUGGAGGAGGUGCGGCUGGCCCCAUCCAUGCGGAACCGGAGUGGCGCCGUGUGGAGCAGGACCCCUGUCCUCUUCUCUGCCUGGGAGGUGGAUAUGCAGAUGAGGGUGACCGGGCCAGGGCGCCGGGGAGCCCAGGGCAUGGCUGUGUGGUAUACCCAGGGCAGGGGCCAAGUAGGCUCUGUCCUGGGGGCGUUGGCCUCGGGGGACGGCAUCGGGAUCCUCUUCGACUCCUUGGCCGAGGAUGUCCAGAAUAGCCCCGCCAUCCGUGUGCUGGCCGGUGAUGGGCACACCCUCUAUGAGCCACUUGGGGAUGGAGGCAGCCGGGUGCUGGGUUCCUGCCACCGGGACUUCCGGAACCGGCCAUACCCCUUCAGAGCACGAAUCACCUACUGGGGGCAGAGGCUGCGUGUGUCCUUCAACAGCGGCCUCACUCCCAGCGACCCGGAUGAGGUCUGUGUCGACGUGGGGCCCCUGCUUUUGGCCCCUGGAGGUUUCUUUGGGGUCUCGGCAGCCACUAGCACCCUGGCAGAUGACCAUGAUGUCCUGUCCUUCCUGACCUUCAGUCUGAGUGAGCCAGGUCCAGAGCCUCCCCUGCAGCCUUUCCUGGAGGCGGAGCAUCUCCGCCUGGCAAGGCAGCUGAAAGGACUGCAGGCAAGGCUGGCCCUGGGCACCAAGGAGGACAUGAUUCCAAAGCUGAACUCUGAAGUCCAGGAAGAGGGGGAAAGGAUCUUUGACCUGGAGGAGACACUGGACAGACACAGACAGAUCCUGCAGGCUCUCCAGGGUCUCUCCAAGCAACUGGCCCAGGCUAAGAAGCAAUGGAAGAAGCAACUGGGGUCCCCAGGCCAGGCCAGGCUUGAGGGAGCCUGGGACUCAGCCAAGGUCAGUGCCCUACUCCAUGGACAGCGGACUCUGCUCCAGGACCUGCAAGAGAUGAGGCAUGCAGCUGCUCACAUGGCCUCAAGAGCCCAAGUCUUCUACCUGCCUGUGGGCACCAAGCAUCACUUCUUAGAGCUGGCCCAGACCCUGAGCCUCCUGCAGAAGGACCUUCGGGCCCCGGCUGUGAGGGGGAAGGAAGGGAAACCAGCAGCCAAGGAUACCUACCUACAUGGCCGGCCCCCAGGGGUCUCCUCGUGCCUGCAGCCUGGCUUCUUCCUGUUCAUCCUCCUCAUCCAGACUGUAGGCUUCUUCUGCUAUGUACACUUCAGAGGCAACUGACUACCUGCUCAGCCACUGGUCCCAUCUGGGUCUUAUCCUCACAGAACUCACUCUCUAAUGUGAGAAACUGACAAGUAACUGAGUCACAUCUUUGUGGUCAGUGCCAUGAUGGCAGGAAACACAGGAGAUAUGAGUGCAGGAAAAAGCACCUGAUCCAGCUUGGGGAGAUCAGGGCAUCACCUGGACUGGACAUUUGAUAUGUGUCAUCAAUGCAACUAGGAGUUUUCUAGCCUGACCAGAUAAGGAAAGGCAUCAAUACAGAGGGAACAGCAUAAGAAAAGGCGUGGAAGCAUGGGGAAAAAAAUAUUUUGGAGAAAAAGUGGCAAGUUUAGUACUAUUAGAGAAAAGGGUGGGACUUUAUGAAGCUGGGCAAAGAGAAUUUAAAAGGUUGGGGGGGAGUCACUGUUUUUGCUUGAUGAAUGUUUGUAAAUAAAUAAAACAUUUAGAGACGUAA